AUCACUGUGUGCGAGGAUUUUUCCUUGGAACGUCUGUGAGUGCGUUUGCUUGGCUGGUUUGCGACGAUUGGAGUAAUGACCGAGAGGAGAGUUUGAUUUUUCGUGGUGAUUGAAUUGGUCGUGAGCAGCGUGUAGUUGUCUGAGUGCUUGUGCGGAGAGACGAAGACUUUUCUGGCUGUGAUUUUGUUUAGCAACUCGUUCUGUCCACGUGCGGUGCGCUUUGGAUCUCGCCGUGGGUGGAUUGUUUGGUUGCUGCUUGAACGGUGGGUGUGAAGAGUGGGAACGAACAAUGGAGCGGAUUUGCUAGGAUGCAGGAGCGUUUUGCAGGUAGCAGGAGAAGGUUUGCUUCAACAGGAUAGACUCGAUUAAUGGUAUUCCUGUGAGUGAAAGAACUCACGAAGCUCGUGCAAUUUUUAAAAAGAUCUAAGCAAGGUAGUAGUCAAGGAGCUGGAGAUCAAUCAUGAUGAAUUCGAAUAGUCUUCGCCUGAAGGUCGGAAAGUACGAGCUCGGGAAAACUCUUGGGGAGGGCACUUUUGCCAAAGUCAAGAUUGCAAAAAACUUGGAAACUGGCGCAAGUGUUGCCAUCAAAAUUCUGGACAAAGAUAAGAUCCUCAAGCAUAGGAUGGUUCAGCAGAUUAAGAGAGAAAUAUCUACCAUGAAGCUUGUGAAGCACCCUUAUGUUGUGCAACUUCUUGAGGUCAUGGCUAGCAAAACAAAAAUCUACAUUGUACUGGAGUAUGUGACUGGUGGCGAGCUGUUCGACAAAAUUGUUCAUCAGACGCGGCUCAAAGAGGAUGAAUCGAGGAAGUAUUUUCAGCAGCUAAUAGACGCAGUUGAUUACUGUCAUAGUCGUAACGUGUAUCACAGAGAUCUCAAGCCGGAGAAUCUGCUCGUGGAUGCUAGUGGCAAUUUGAAGAUAUCAGAUUUCGGCUUGAGUGCACUACCCCAACAAUGUAGGGCUGAUGGUUUGUUGCACACAACAUGUGGAACGCCAAAUUACGUCGCUCCGGAGGUGAUCAACGACAAAGGUUAUCAUGGAGCCACAGCAGACUUAUGGUCAUGUGGCGUUAUCCUUUAUGUCCUUAUGGCUGGCUAUUUACCCUUUGACGAGCCCAAUUUGACGACGCUGUAUAAGAAGAUACACCGAGCGGAGUUCACUUGUCCUUCUUGGUUCUCGCCUGGGGCCAGAAGAUUGAUAAUGAAGAUUUUGGAUCCCAAUCCUAGAACUCGUGUCACAGCUGCGCAAAUCUACAAAAACGAGUGGUUCAGGAAGGGAUACACUCCUGCCAAGUUUGACAAGGAUGCUAGCGUUAAUCUCGAUGAUAUUGAUGCUGUUUUCAACGAGUCUAAUGAAUACAUGGUCACUGAAGAGAGGGAUGCUAAGCCGGCUCCAAUGAAUGCAUUUGAGCUUAUCUCUCUCUCUCGAGGCCUUAAUCUCUCUGGCCUAUUUGAAACACGCGACCAGGAGCCCGGACCAGAGAAGGAAACAAGAUUUACGAGCACAAAACCUGCUAAGGAGAUUAUUAGCACCAUUGAAGAGGCGGCUAAGCCGUUGGGAUUCAAUGUACAGAAACGGGAUUACAAAAUGAAACUUCAAGGAGACAAACAUGGCAGAAAAGGUCAUCUUUCUGUGGCUACCGAGGUUUUUGAAGUUGCACCGUCUCUCUUCGUGGUGGAAUUGCGAAAGAAAGGAGGAGACACGCUGGAAUACCACACUUUUUACAGGGAUCUUUCCAAAGGACUUAAGGAUAUUGUCUGGAAAUCGGAUGUAGAUGGCAAGGUUUCCCCAUUGAAGUAACCAAACUAGGACACGUUUCGGCUGUGUACUGCAAACUGGGCUCAACUCUGAAGCCUUCGCAGUUGCUGUGCAGUGAAUGACGCUGCGAACUCUUGCUGGAAAAGCAAGACAGACUGCUUUUUGUUCAAGCUCUUGGGUAUAUAAACAGGUCUGGCUUCGUUAAGGGUUGUUUUGCUUUAGAUUCGAUACUCUGAACUGGUACAACUACAUUUCAAAUUUUCGCGUUUAAAAUGAGGUAAAAUUAUAGUUGUAAAAUAUACCGGCAAGUGCUGGUCUGUAUUUGAUGCAUCGUUCCUGCAAGGAGCUAUGGAGGUGAUAUUGUUAGGAAGUUAAGUCUUUAGCUGUAAAUAGAUUUUACUAGCUUUAACAGGUUCCUGUAGUUGGUAAUAGACUCCACAAAACAUCGAGGACUUGGACUAUUUUUUAAGCCUUUGUAAAACAACAAUUAUUCCAUCAGUUUUGAGAACUGCCCCAUAUGUUAGGUCUUGUACUUCAUAGUACUAAAUGACAAUAUUUUUAGUUUGCCUGCGCCUGGAGGGACUAAUGUACAAAGCUUCUUUUCUAUACAUCGUCCAAAUUUUGUCCUA
Physcomitrium patens is the source of this 2385-nucleotide messenger RNA. Its product is annotated as CBL-interacting protein kinase 23. Lineage: Eukaryota; Viridiplantae; Streptophyta; Bryopsida; Funariales; Funariaceae. The record is from RefSeq and is a predicted model, not a curated record. Gene Ontology annotation, biological process: signal transduction; protein phosphorylation. Gene Ontology annotation, molecular function: protein serine/threonine kinase activity; ATP binding.